AUGGCAUCCACAUUCUCCCCAUUCAUCAACGGAAAAUUCAUGGGCGGCAAAGGCGCCGACUACGGCUACGCCUCCGGAUCUUACUUGCGACAUUAUCCCGGCACCCUCUUUCUAUGUCUUGCAUGGAUUGCCUAUACUCUUGCAAUGUUAUGGCUUCUCAACGACACCUCACAGAUGUCGUCUCCCGAGAGGAUCUUCGCAUUUCGGAAGGAGCGCAUCGCUGAACAUAUGACUGUGAUUUUCUCUCAGGGCCACACAGGCAUUACCGCCGCUCACCUCGCGCGACUAGCCAUCUCCGCCCUCCAGAAUCCCUCCACUGCGCCACGCACCUGGACCGAACUCUUCUGGAUCGCAGACGGAAGCUGGCAGAACCCUAUAGGCAUGGGGCAAGCGUACCUCACGAUGGCUAGAAAGCGCGUGAAGCCUUCCGCCACGUUUGUUCUCUUCAGCAUGGCGUGUGCUCUCGCUUUAGCCACUCCAAGCGUUAUCACGAGAGCCUGGCCGUCAGGGACCAUCGAUACCCGCGUUACUCGCCAGGCUCGCGUCGAGACGUUGACACCAGAAAGCUUCAACAAUGUGGGAAGUGUGGCUCAGAUGGCCACGGGGGAAGGCUCGUGGACGUCGGGGCUCUCAGUAUUCGAUAUCUACAACUCUAGCGUCUUCACCAGAGGACAGAACUCAUCGGUUCCAACGAAUCGCACCCUAGACGACAUAUUCUUUGGCGGCGAUCCCCAUGGGAUGAACAUCAGCUCGAUGGCCGGUGUCUGGCUCCGUGGCGGAUGCGAGGUAUUACAGUCCGUCUCAGUGCCUUACCCCGGAGACCUCCAUAAUUCUUCUAACACAGCGACAUGGCAAUGGUGCCAGGAUCUUGGAAUGUACGGAUCUUGGAAUGAUCGCACUAUAUGGUCAGCCAAGGAAUUGCCAGAUAUCGACUUGACAGUGAACUGGUGCUCCGACUGGGCAGCCAAUUCGACUUACAAUACGGACUGGAUGAACCAGCCCCCAUUCUCCGAUGCGAGCGUUAUAGCACAAGUUCAUAGCCACAGCACGGAUGGCUCAGAAGACGUCACAGGCUACAUCAAAUGCAACGCGUCCUUCGCUACGGGGGCAGCGGAUGUUGAUGGUCAGCGCCAGACGUUUUCACAGUUUGAGCAAUCGGGGUACUUCGACACAAGCGUCUGGCGAGACGAAAUCCCUUGGCAUCCGCUAGUCAUCGCCUUCUCAGUUUUGACGCAGGAACUUCCUCCAGACAAUGAUGGCAAUUGGAUACGCUACGAUUCCACCCUGCAGAUGCUAGGAUACAAAGCUCGUUUGCACGAGGGUGGGGAAACGAAUAUCACCGCAACGGAUGCGGAGGGGGGCGAUGGGAUCGAUGAAGAUGGUGCUAUUCUUCACAGCCAAAUCACCCUCGAAACUAUGUCUUCGCAAAUGUGGGUUGGUGCAACGCACAUGACCGCAACCCUGGCCACGCUCUCGCGUAACGAGACUUUCGCUCAGGCCGUUCAACUCGUUCCGAUCUCAGGAAGAAACAGAAACCUGGAUUUCGUCUACCUUGCCGUUGCAAUGCUUGGCAGUUGGCUCCUCAUUCUCGUCUAUUGCACCAUCCGUAUGCAUCGGCUGACCUUCAGCGGGAGCCUGAACGCGUAUUCAGCGGGCCGUCUCCUUGUGGACUGGCCAGAGCUGGUCGAGGAGCAUUGUUGCGGUGACCUCGCAGAGAACGGUAAUCUACAAACCCCGUUUGGACGCGUCGAAGACACGAGGCCAGAGGAAGAAGUGGGGCAUAUUGGCGUCACUCAUACAGGCGGAGGAAAGAUACACAAGUUGACCAAGAGACGAGCUUAUCGGUGA
This is a messenger RNA of Punctularia strigosozonata HHB-11173 SS5, 1848 nucleotides long. RefSeq lists its product as uncharacterized. NCBI's taxonomy places the organism in Eukaryota, Fungi, Basidiomycota, Agaricomycetes, Corticiales, Punctulariaceae. The transcript has a single exon. The record is from RefSeq and is a predicted model, not a curated record. Bases 1 to 1848 code for a protein of 615 amino acids.